GACUCCUGGCGGAGUAGAGUGAUACGAGACCUCGAUGCGUCGAUUUCCAAGAAUAUUCCCACAUACUUUUAUAAGGAAAAGUAUCCUAACCAGUUCAGAUACUUGGCUAUUACUAGCAGUAGUGGUGAGACGAAUAGUCCUGAGAGCAUGGGAAUUAUCCACAUCCAUACUACAAAAGUAGAGAAAAAAAGUUGGUCAUCCUCACCGUGCAGAUAUUCCUGCAGAACUUGAGAGGAGUCACCGCCAUCUUCGCCACGCCAACUCCCUUGUAGCUUCUUCAUCUUGUGCCAUCCAGUUUCUUCGUCCGUAGCGACUGGAGAUAACACAGAAGGAUAACAAAUCAUUAUAAUGGACCUUUCAAAGCCCGUCGAUGUCGCAUUCACCAAGGCGCUACCCAAAAUCGAGGUCCACGCUCAUCUGAGCGGUAGCAUCAGCCGCCAAUGUCUCCAUGAGAUCUGGCUAAAGAAGAAAGCCCAAAAUCCCGACUUUGACGUCGAAGAUCCCCUGGUAGUCAUGCCACCAGGAAAAGUCGACUACUCUCUUCAGACGUACCGAACCAUCCCAUCGCACAAGAUGCAUAGCUUCUUCUCCGUUUUCUCCAAAUCCAUCUACCAACUCUGCAACGACCUCGACUCCCUCGCCUACGCCACCAACUCCGUCCUACAAGAGUUCCUCGCCGACGGCGUCCGCUACCUCGAACUCCGCACCAUCCCCCGCGCCUCGCCCACCCUCGCCUUCACCCGCACAGAAUACCUCACCACCGUCCUCACCACCAUCGAAACUUUUUUGUCAGUUCACUCCUCCCAAAUCUCAGUCUACCUCAUCCUCGCCAUCGACCGCGGCAACAACACCGCCGCCGACGCCCUCUCCAUCGUCGACCUCGCCAUCGCGCACCGCCCCCGCGUCGUCGGCGUCGAUAUCUGCGGCAACCCCACGAAAGGCGACGUCGCGCUCUACGGCCCCGCCCUCGCCAAAGCCAAGGCCCACGGCCUAGGCAUCACCGUGCACUUCGCCGAGACGGAGACGUCCGGCUCGGAGAGGGAAUUAAGCACGCUGUUAUCGUUCCGGCCGGACCGUGUGGGCCAUGUCAUCCAUGUGUCUGAGGACUUCAAGCGCGAGAUUGCGCGCCGGCGGCUGGGGCUCGAGCUGUGCAUGUCGUGUAAUACGGACGAUAUGGGCUUUUUCUGUAGUCCUGUCUCGAAUGAGUAUCUCCUGGCGGCGGAGCACUUUCAGCUUGGCAGAGCGGAGCUGCUUGCGUUGUGUCGCGAGAGCGUGGAUGGGCUUUUGCUGGAUUUUGAGGAUACGUAUACCGUGUAG
Messenger RNA from Aspergillus novofumigatus IBT 16806, 1317 nucleotides. RefSeq names its product putative adenosine deaminase. Gene Ontology annotation, biological process: inosine biosynthetic process; adenosine catabolic process. NCBI's taxonomy places the organism in Eukaryota, Fungi, Ascomycota, Eurotiomycetes, Eurotiales, Aspergillaceae. Gene Ontology annotation, molecular function: adenosine deaminase activity. The record is from RefSeq and is a predicted model, not a curated record. The transcript has 5 exons. The coding region runs from base 349 to 1317 and encodes 322 amino acids.